CUGGGAUCCCUGCUCCCAGCUCCACUGCAGAAUAACUCCACAGCUUCUGCGCUCUAGGAGGGCUAGACGCCGCGCCGCCCGCCCCCUGCAGCUUGUGCUGCAGCCGCCGGCCACCGGAGGGGGGCGAACCCACGUCAACCUGUUGUUUGUCCCGUCCCCAUUGAUCUAGUCAGCGCCACAAGGAAGUGCGGCACCCACACGCGCUUGGAAAGUUCAGCAUGCAGGAAGUUUGGGAAGAGCUGGGCGAGUAGCUGGACGGCCCGGGCAGCGCAGGGCAGUGCAGGCGGCGAAGGCGCGGGGCGGUGGAGCAGAGGUCCACCGGCCCAACCCGGUGGGCUUUAUUUAUUUAUAUAUUUAUUUCUGGAACGAGGCUAUCCCUAGGUCGCUGAUCCCAAAUGCACCGACUCAUCUUCAUCUCCAUUCUUGUGUGCGCGAACUUUUGCAGCUAUCGGGACACUUUUGCGACUCCGCAGAGCGCAUCCAUCAAAGCUUUGCGCAAUGCCAAUCUCAGGAGAGACGAGAGCAAUCACCUCACAGACUUGUACCGAAGAGAUGAGAACAUCCAGGUGACAGGCAGUGGUCAUGUGCAGAGUCCUCGCUUCCCCAGAAGUUAUCCCCGGAACCUACUCCUCACAUGGCGGCUCCAUUCUCAGGAGAAAACACGGAUACAACUGGCCUUUGACCAUCAGUUUGGACUAGAGGAAGCAGAAAAUGAUAUCUGUAGGUAUGAUUUUGUGGAAGUUGAAGAUAUCUCUGAAACCAGCACUGUAGUUAGAGGAAGGUGGUGUGGCCACAAGGAAAUCCCUCCAAGGAUAACGUCAAAAACAAACCAGAUUAAAAUCACAUUCAAAUCUGACGACUACUUUGUGGCAAAACCUGGAUUCAAAAUUUAUUAUUCGUUUGUGGAAGAUUUCCAACCUAAAGCAGCCUCAGAGACCAACUGGGAAUCAGUCACAAGCUCUGUCUCUAAGCUCAAUGCAACCAAAUGCGUGGUGCAGCUGAAGGAGAUACAUGGGGUGUCUCAUCACUCUCCACCAGUAACGGACCCUACGCUCACUGCUGAUGCUUUGGACAAAACAAUUGCAGAAUUCGAUACUGUAGAAGAUCUGCUUAAGCACUUCAAUCCAGAGACUUGGCAAGAUGAUCUGGAAAACUUGUAUCUGGACACCCCUCAUUACAGAGGCAGAUCAUACCAUGACCGGAAGUCCAAAGUGGACCUGGACAGGCUCAACGAUGACGUCAAGCGUUACAGUUGCACUCCCAGGAAUCACUCGGUCAAUCUGAGGGAGGAGCUGAAGCUGACCAAUGCGGUCUUCUUCCCCAGAUGCCUGCUUGUGCAGCGCUGUGGAGGCAACUGCGGUUGUGGAACUGUCAACUGGAAGUCCUGCACCUGCAGCUCGGGGAAGACGGUGAAAAAGUAUCAUGAGGUAUUAAAGUUUGAGCCUGGCCAUUUCAGGAGAAGGGGCAAAGCUAAGAAUAUGGCUCUCGUAGAUAUCCAGUUGGAUCACCAUGAGCGGUGUGACUGUAUCUGCAGCUCAAGGCCACCUCGAUAAGACUCUGUGUGCAUUUAUACAUGAAGAAUGAAAAGACCUUUGGGUUAAGACAUGGUAAGGGAUCCUUGUCUCACCCUAAGCAAUCAAAGUUGCUUCUCAGCUACAAUGCAGUGAACACAGGUGGAAAGCUCUCUUUGUUAAUGCCAUGGCAAGAACAAGCAUAUAUUGUCAACUUCUAUAUCCAUAAAUAUAGGAAUUCAUUUAUUAAUAGUACGUGAAGAUAUGUAUGUAUACCCACACACAUGUCUAUCUCUAUGUGUGUAAACAAAUGAAAUACUUUAUUCAGCAUAUUUACUGAAGUCCACCAGAGACAAAUGAUUCAAUUAUUACUCAAUAAUUUUGCUAAAAUAAGGAAUGUGUUAAACAUAUAAAACAUCUCUUUAAGAAAUUCAGAAUAUAAAUUUCUUUUGAAACAUUGAUUCACAAAACAUAUCACGUCUUGCUCUCUUAAAGAAAGCAUGUGUCCAUUAAACAGAAGAUGAAACUUUCUUAUGUAUAUGUCUUAAUAAUAUGGAAGAAAAUAAAGUUUCUGGGGAUAAAACCAAGUAUUUAACUAUUUUCUACAUGAGAUGCACUACACACCUACAAAUGUGGACAGCAAUAAUCUUACUCCAAAAAAAAAAAAAACACAAAA
Molecule: messenger RNA, 2187 nt
Organism: Peromyscus eremicus (cactus mouse)
Lineage: Eukaryota; Metazoa; Chordata; Mammalia; Rodentia; Cricetidae
Gene: Pdgfd
Product: platelet derived growth factor D
Exons: 8
Coding region: 396-1553 (385 amino acids)
Biological process (GO): positive regulation of protein autophosphorylation; positive regulation of cell migration; platelet-derived growth factor receptor signaling pathway
Cellular component (GO): membrane
Molecular function (GO): platelet-derived growth factor receptor binding; growth factor activity
Source: RefSeq, a predicted model, not a curated record